AUGUCCACUCUCCUCUCCAGCCUGGGCCGUAACUUCGACGUUCAAUUGAGUCACCGUCAAGUAUUCCCUCCCGACGGGACUCGAACUGUGGACAUGCAACUGGCUGGGAUUGUAUUAUUGUUUGUCUUUCUGACUGUAUGGCUAUACGUACCGCUCCAGCUCGCGGCCGAGUCUCCUCUCUUCGACCGGCGUAGAUUAUGCUGUGGAUUGGCUUCUUUAUACUUUUGCUUCACGUCGAAUCGCUCUAUUGCUCAGUACUCAAGAGCUCUGUUACCUGAAACCGUGUCCAUUCUUGUAUGUUUAUUUGUGCUUAAUUUUUUUUCCCACAAUUCGCUCUCUCGCUUCACUCUCCCGCUUCACGCCGCCCUCACCACACCCCCUGACCAGAUUCAGCCAGGCGUUUCGGACUUGCCCAGUGGUGAUCUUUGUCUGUGCCAGUUGCCAGGCGAACAGUUGCCAUCCGACGUGUCGGCCAGACGUUUCGGUGCGGCCGACGAGACGGGCGUCAGCCCCACCGGCGCGCUCAACGAUGCCUCGAGUUCAGAGCAGUCUCCGACUCGAGGCCACGAGCCAACUCAUCCUCUCAUUGGCCGCAUCCACCGGUCGGCUCUGUCGCGAUGCCACUUUCGUCGAGUCCCGCCUCGUCGUCAGGCCGCCCGUCUCCGGGCCGAUCGAGACCAGGACCCGCUGCUGGUGCCCAUCUCGCCCGACCUGCAAACUGACCGAGUCCUGCACAACCGUUCGUUCAGCCGUCGUCUGACCGAGUCGCCAAUGUCCCUGCCUCGUCAGGCCUCCGACGAGCCCGUCGUCAGGGUCCGCAACCUGCGCGACUCCGGCAACACGUCGCCCCCGGCCUACAUGGGCCUGUUUCUGGCCAACCGCGAGGUCGACUAUCGCGACAGCCUCGCCGCCAGGCUGGGCCAAACCGCGGGACUCGGAGCACGACUCUGUCAGGAGCUCGGCUUCCCGGCCAACUCGACGACGCACCACAUUCCCCACACCGCCGAGCUCGUGUCCGCCGGACCUGGUCCUCCCACCGGCCUCGAGCUCACGGCCCUCAGACUCGCCCUUGGCAACACUUGGCCUGAGCCCCAACCGCAAACCCAGCCCAAGCCCAAACCCAAGCUUGAUGGCAAGGCCGAGUUCGAGUCCGAGUUCGAGUCCGAGUCCGAGGCAGGAUUCAUUAUUGCCAACGAACAGGCCGGACAGGCCGUCGACGUCUUUCAAUCCGUGCCUGGCCACAUGAGGCCGGUGGAGGCUGGUGAGGCGGAGACAAGCCGGCGGCAACGGCCACGGCAACAGCGACGGAGGCGGCCACCGCCGUCUGCUGCCGAGGAGUCGGGCUCAAGUCUGUCCAGUCUGGCCAGGGCGGGACUCGAGCCUGACGCUCUUCAGUCGGGCUCGUUUUCCGCCGCUUCCACGGCCUCGUUCACGGCGGCUGCGGCUACGGGCCGCGGCUCGACGGUCUCGAUGGGCCUCAUUGGUACGCCGGCCAGGCUACCGUCGCUUCUUCACGUCUCCGUCUCUUUUCCCAAGGGCCCGGCCGGCCAGGUCGACCAGUCGGCGGAUGGAGGCGAAGACGAGGCGACGAGACGUGAGGAACAGCGCCGGAGGCGUCGAGACGAGGCGCGUGAACGACGAGAACGCCAUCACGAGGAGCGCCAGCGAGCGAGAACCGGCAUCACGAAUCUUUCGAUACCGAUUUUGAUGCGCGAAGGCGUCUGCAUGCGACUGGCCGAGGCCGAGGCUGAACGCAUGCCGCAACGCCCAUCGGCCUCAGCCGGACUCACCGAGCCCGAUGCUGGCUCGUCUACAGACCUUGUCGUCCAGUUCCGAGUCGACUGGAUACAAGUGAUCUGGCCUUCUAGGCCGUCGUGA
Protopolystoma xenopodis is the source of this 1878-nucleotide messenger RNA. Lineage: Eukaryota; Metazoa; Platyhelminthes; Monogenea; Polystomatidea; Polystomatidae. The record is from the annotation of a GenBank genome assembly.